UCCCUUUAAGCUCUCUCCUCCCCUUCUCCAAGAGAAGAACAAAAAGACAUUCGCUUUCGCCUCUUCUCCCCCUCUCCUCUCCUCUCCUCUCCUCUCUGCGUGUGCAUCUCUCGAUUCCGAUGCCGCCGCCGCUCGAAGCGCGAGACUACAUCGGGCUCGCGGCGUCCCCGGCCUCGUCCUCCUCCUCCUGCUGCGCGUCGACCCCCGUCGCCGAGGUCGUCGGGGCGCACCUCGCGCUCCGCCUCGGCCUCCCGGGGUCGGAGUCGCCCGCCCGCGCUGAGGCGGAGGCUGUCGUCGUCGACGCCGCGCUCACGCUCGGCCCUGCUCCUCCUCCCAGGGGCGGCGCCAAGCGCGGGUUCGUCGACUCCCUCGACCGAUCCGAGGGCCGUCGUGCUGCUGCCACCGCCGGUGAUGAUGAGAGGGGCGUGAGGGAGGAGGAGGAGGAGGAGAAGGGGUUGGGGGAAGCUGCUGCUGGAGCUCCGCGAGCUGCCAAGGCACAAGUUGUUGGAUGGCCACCUGUGCGAAGCUACCGGAAGAAUACAUUGGCCGCCAGUGCCACAAAGACAAAGGGGGAAGACCAAGGCAAAAGUGAGGUAGGAUGUUGCUAUGUUAAGGUUAGCAUGGAUGGAGCCCCAUACCUUAGGAAGGUUGACCUCAAGACCUAUUCAAGCUAUGAAGAUCUUUCACUUGCUCUUGAGAAGAUGUUCAGCUGCUUUAUCACUGGUAGGAGCAGUUCACAUAAAACAUCAAAAAGAGACAGGCUGACUGAUGGUUCUAGGGCUGAUGCCCUUAAGGACCAAGAGUAUGUUCUUACCUAUGAAGACAAGGAUGCUGACUGGAUGCUUGUUGGUGAUCUUCCUUGGGACUUGUUUACUACUAGUUGUCGGAAACUGCGGAUCAUGAGAGGUUCAGAUGCUGCUGGAAUGGCUCCGAGAUCACUGGAACAGACAGGUCAGAACAAAUAGUUGCCCGAGCUUUCAUCAUCUGGACAGCAAAUGUGUGGACCAAGUUUGCUGUAGCAAGUUUCCGCUGAGGGGUGCAGUGUUUUACCUGAAGUAUCUCCGCUAUUAGUUUAUUUACGUGUGUAGUGAAAUCUGUGGCGUAUUGUAAAACAGCCAUUUUGCCUACGAGGUUGUCUUGUGUCAAUCUGUAGAUGGUCGAUUUUGUCUUUGAAAGAUCAAGUCAGGCUGCUUAAUGCUUCCUGUGUGAUACUUUCAUCAAUUCUCUCAUAUAUAUAUUAUCUGGAGUUGCACUUGAUAUUGUAUCCACUACAAAUUACCAAUCUUGUCAACACGUGGUUUUGAUCUUGCGCCGA
Molecule: messenger RNA, 1315 nt
Organism: Oryza sativa Japonica Group (Japanese rice)
Lineage: Eukaryota; Viridiplantae; Streptophyta; Magnoliopsida; Poales; Poaceae
Source: RefSeq, a predicted model, not a curated record